AUGUUCUCCGUCGUCAUCCCAGGCCGUCCCUGCCAAACGGACAUCGUCGCAAUAGAUCCCCAACCAAACGGCCAAGCCACCAAAUUCGCAUUCACAAUCCCACUGAGCCCCUCAUUCAACGAGAUAGUCAUCUUCUUCCUCCCAGGCACAGUCCUACCCCCCGACACCGGUGCCGCGAUCUACGCUCAACUCCCCGAUCCCACCACCGGCUCCCCAAUGGACUUCCGCUUCAUCGGCGCAUUAGCGAACGAGAAGCCGUCCGGUAUAUUCAAGGUCGAACCUUCAACAACCAGCAAAAACCCCAAUGCCCGCUCUGAAGACGAAGAAGAAGAUGAGAUGCUCGAUGAGGGCGCUACUGCCAAUGCCGUCAUGACACUCGGUAUCUCCAUCGAGCCGGCGCAGAAUAUUGCGCCGCAGCUUGCGGCACUGGAGAAUGAGUCUGCGGUUGGUUCUGCGCAGAAGCAGCUUUCUACUAAGGUGCUUGCGCAGCGAAUUAUUGGGAGUGCGUUUAAUUUCCUUGCGAGCUUUGCUGAGUCUGAUAAGGGACGGGAUGUUGUGCCCUUGAAGAGCUUUCGGGAUUGGUGGACGAAGUUUGAGAGGCGGAUUGAGGUGGAUCCUUCGUUCUUGGAGAAGGAGGAUCCUAAUGCGUCUUGA
Molecule: messenger RNA, 654 nt
Organism: Penicillium longicatenatum
Lineage: Eukaryota; Fungi; Ascomycota; Eurotiomycetes; Eurotiales; Aspergillaceae
Product: OPI10 family protein
Exons: 1
Coding region: 1-654 (217 amino acids)
Biological process (GO): protein import into nucleus
Cellular component (GO): cytosol; nucleus
Molecular function (GO): nuclear import signal receptor activity
Source: RefSeq, a predicted model, not a curated record